Prunus dulcis (almond) is the source of this 1621-nucleotide messenger RNA. Its product is annotated as lysM domain receptor-like kinase 3. Gene Ontology annotation, biological process: protein phosphorylation. Gene Ontology annotation, molecular function: ATP binding; protein kinase activity. The record is from RefSeq and is a predicted model, not a curated record. Bases 232 to 1431 code for a protein of 399 amino acids. The transcript has a single exon. NCBI's taxonomy places the organism in Eukaryota, Viridiplantae, Streptophyta, Magnoliopsida, Rosales, Rosaceae.
UUAUCCAAAGUGGUUGGUCUUCUUCUUCCCCUGAAGUCAGGUACUCGAUCACAAAAUAUUGACAGGGACGCAACUCAUAUACUCUCUAAUUUAUUCAUCACAUCACAUCCUAUUUUUAUACGUUUGAACAAAACCGGCGCAAAAUUUAAUCCGAAAAUCCCAAUUCUGCUAUUACAUGAUGCCGUUGCCGCAACCACCACCACCACCGUCACCGUCAACCCCUUCGUCCUGAUGUGCUGGACCAAAAAGAGCACGCAGGCGAUUGAGCCCAAGAGCCCCAACAAAUCCCGAACCCCAAAAUCCUCCUCCUCCUUUCCUGUAGCAGAGCCCUACUCCACCACUUUCAGCGCCAACGAGAACAACUCCAGCUACAACUUCUCCUCCAAGUCCUCCACCUCCUCCAUCGCCUCCCUCAAGUCCCUCAAAUCUUCUCUCCCCGAAAACCCCAUCAUCUACGACAUGUCUGAAAUCCGCUCCGCCACCGCCAACUUCCUCGCCCGCCGCCUCUCCUCCUCCUCCACAUCCUCCUCCUGGCGCUGCUCCCUCCGCGGCAAAGACGUUGUCGUUUUCCAGCGCAAGUCCCGCCUCCCCAUCUCCCUCGCCGACCUCCAACACCGCCUCGCCCAAAUCUCCAAAUCCAACCACACCAGCAUCAUCAAGCUCCUCGGCGCCUCCCUCUCCGGCAGCUACGUCUACCUCGUCUACGAAUUCGUCGCCGGCGCCACCCUCGCCGAUUGCCUAAGGAACCCUAAGAACCCGAAUUACACCGUUUUGCCCACGUGGCUCUCCCGGAUGCAGGUCGCCACCGACCUGGCCCACGGCCUCGAUUACAUCCACCACAGCUUCGGCCUCAACUCCACCUUCGUCCACAACCACAUCAAAAGCUCCAGCAUCAUCGUCUCCGACCAGGAACACGUCGUGCUCAACGCCAAGAUCUGCCAUUUCGGCACCGCGGACCUCUGCGGCGAGAACCACGCUCGGUCGACGAAGGUGGAGGGCACCAGAGGUUACAUGGCGCCCGAGUUUCAGCUCAGCGGGACCGUGACGCAGAAGUGCGAUGUCUAUGCCUUCGGGGUUGUGCUGCUGGAGCUGAUUUCAGGGGAGGAGCCACUGAAGUACAUGAUGGAUGACAAUGGCGGAGAUGGAGUGUAUAGGAGGGUGAGUGCGAUCGAGACGGCGAGAGAGGCGAUAAGGAUCGGCGGCGGCGGGGUGAGGAGGUGGGUCGAUCGGAGGUUGAAGGACUCGUUUCCGAUGGACGUGGCGGAGAAGAUGGUGAUGUUGGCGUUGGAGUGCGUGGCGGAGGAUCCGGACAGGCGACCGGAUAUGGGUCGGGUUGCGGGUUUGGUAUCGAAGCUGUUUUUGGAGUCGCAGAGUUGGGCUGAGAAAAUGGGCGUGCCUGUUGACAUGUCGAUUACAUUUGGCCCCCGAUGAUAUUGCUAUUGGUUUUUUGGGUUCAAUUUUGUUUUGGAGUUUUGGGUUUUUUGAUAUUUUUAGGUUCAUCACAAAUUGUGAAGAGGGAUUGGGGGAUGCUGUAUACUUGUAUAUUUGAUUUGAUGCUGUGAAUAAUUUCACAUGCAAAAAUCAUUCAUUAAGCUCAAAGAACUGACUGAAAGUUACACAA